Hansenula anomala is the source of this 1092-nucleotide messenger RNA. RefSeq names its product GSK family serine/threonine-protein kinase. Gene Ontology annotation, cellular component: cytoplasm. Gene Ontology annotation, molecular function: protein serine/threonine kinase activity; protein serine/threonine/tyrosine kinase activity; ATP binding. NCBI's taxonomy places the organism in Eukaryota, Fungi, Ascomycota, Saccharomycetes, Phaffomycetales, Wickerhamomycetaceae. The transcript has a single exon. The coding region runs from base 1 to 1092 and encodes 363 amino acids. Gene Ontology annotation, biological process: protein phosphorylation; signal transduction. The record is from RefSeq and is a predicted model, not a curated record.
AUGUCAUCAUCUUAUGUGGAUACAGAAUUUGUCGCCGAUGAUGUGACCUCAAACAAAACCAACGUUACAAAGAAGAUGCUUAUAAAAGAGUACAAGAAAAUUGGUGAAGGUGCUUUUGGUACAGUUACACAAGCUAAAUUGUUAUUAGAUGGUGAAUCUUGGUUAGGUCCUUUUGCCAUAAAGAAAGUCCCAGCACAAACUGAGUACAAAAGUAGAGAAUUGGAAAUAUUGAGGUUAACAAACCAUCCAAACAUUAUAACGUUGGAAUAUUUUUUCACCCAUAAAUCUCCAAGUGAUGGUAAGAUUUAUCAACAUCUAGCUAUGGAAUGUUUACCAGAAACUUUACAAUUUGAAAUCCGCCUCCAUUACUCAAAUAAGCUGGAACUUCCUCUGAAACAUAUCAAAUUAUACACCUACCAAAUAGCAAGAGCAAUGCUUUAUUUACAUGCAUUGGGUAUCUGCCAUAGAGAUAUCAAACCUUCAAAUAUAUUGGUUGAUCCAAGCACUGGUGUUUUGAAAAUCUGUGAUUUUGGGUCUGCAAAGAGAUUAGAACCAAGACAGCCUUCAGUUUCAUACAUUUGUUCACGUUAUUACAGAGCUCCUGAAUUAAUUGUUGGAUGCCAAUACUACUCUACCCAAAUUGAUAUCUGGGGUCUAGGUUGUGUUUUAGCUGAAAUGAUUUUAGGUAAAGCUAUUUUCCAAGGUGAUGAUCCAAUACUGCAAUUGAGAGAGAUUUGUAAACUGCUAGGUCCACCAGACAAAAGAUUUAUUUAUAACUCAAACCCUAAAUACGAUGGUCCAUUAUUUUCAAAGCCUUUAUUCAAUGGAAAAGUUUCUACAAGAUUUACCAAGAUUUUAGGACCUGUUGGUGAAACAGGUAUUGAUUUAUUGACAAAAGUCUUAGUUUUUGAACCUGAAAAGAGAUUGAGUCCAAGAAGAAUUUUAGCACAUGAAUUUUUUGAUGAUUUAAGAGUUGAUUCACAAUUUGUUCCAAGAGGUUCUUCAACCCCGGUUGAAUUGCCAAAGUUAUUUAAUUUCAGCAGUUUUGAGUUGGAUGUUAUCGGGGAAUUGAGAGAUAGAAUCACCAUAUGA